AUCUGGCUGCACGAUUACCAUUCGGCGCACGGGUCCGCAGUUGGCUACAACGGCCAGAACCAAAACGAGGUGCGGAAAAGCGAGACAUGGAUUCUGGCAUUCGAGCCCGGCGAAGAGAAUCCCUUCGGGGAGAUCACUAUCCAUUCGGGAAGUCUUGCCGUCGAGAUUAAAUUUGUCAACCACACAACAGCAGACCCUCAAUACCCGUCCACAGAGGCGCCGACGGAACCCCGGACCAUCAAUGACACGCCCAUCUACUUCCAUGACCAACUUCUUGGAAUAGGUGGAUUUGGCGAAGUCCACAAGGUUAUCAGGAUACGCGAUGGGAAGGUUCUCGCCGCCAAGACAUUCAUACCUCCAGCCAACGAUAAGAAAACGACGAAGUUGGGCGAAAAGCCAGCC
Messenger RNA from Mytilinidion resinicola, 402 nucleotides. RefSeq lists its product as uncharacterized. Lineage: Eukaryota; Fungi; Ascomycota; Dothideomycetes; Mytilinidiales; Mytilinidiaceae. The record is from RefSeq and is a predicted model, not a curated record. Gene Ontology annotation, molecular function: ATP binding. The annotation marks the transcript as partial. The transcript is spliced from 2 exons.